ACUCCUCCCAUUUCAGACAAUACAGGACACGGAACACCUUGUGUCACCUUUACAUCUUCAGAACUAUAGCCAUGGAGUUUACUCUUACUUACUUAUUCACUAUAUACGGAUUAUUAUUUUUGGCUAUCCUAUACAUUAUAAAAGAAUGGGGAUGGCGGACCUCAGAUGCUUUGUCCAGGAAAUUCCCUCCGGGACCCAGAGCUCUGCCGGUGAUCGGAAAUCUGCAUAUGAUUAAUCUCGGAAGGCCAAAUGAAACUUUUAUGAAGCUCUCAAAACAAUAUGGAUCUGUGUUCAGUAUCCAGAUGGGUGGUGUGAAAAUGGUGGUAUUAUCUGGCUACGAGACCGUCAAGAAUGCACUUGUUGACUAUGCUGACGAAUUUGCGGAAAGGCCCCACAUACCGAUGUUUGAGGACAUGAACAAAGGGUUUGGUGUCCCAUUCAGCCAUGGUGAGAACUGGAGAAUAAUGAGAAGGUUCACUCUCAGAAAAUUACGGGACUUUGGCAUGGGAAAGAAAACCAUAGAAGAUCGGAUUGUUGAAGAGUGUGGAUUUUUUACUAAGGAACUGGAAUUAUUAGAAGGCAAACCAGAAGACUUGGCCUCAAAAACUAAUUUUGCCAUUGGAAAUAUAAUUAUAUCAAUCAUCUUUGGACACCGUUUUGAUUACCAACAUCCCAUCUUACUUCGACUCAUUGGACUUAUCAGCGAGAACAUGAGACUUGUUGGGAGUCCCUCAAUUGCGAUCUACAAUUUCUUCCCCAUCUUCUAUUAUCUGUGUGGAGCACACAGCCAGGUGAUGCAGAAUAUAAAAGAUAUACACAACUUUUUGAAGACAGAGUUUGUGGAGCACCUGCAAGGACUGGAUAGAGAUGACCAGAGAGGGUUUAUUGAUGCAUUCCUUGUCAAGCAAGAAGAGGAAAAAUUGGAUCCUGAUACAUAUUUCCAUGAAAUGAAUUUGCUGAGCACAGUGACAACUUUAUUUAUGGCUGGGACUGAAACCACCUCGGCCACCAUCCGCUGGGCCCUCAUAUAUAUGAUACAAUACCCUGAAAUUCAAAAGAAAGUACAUGAGGAAAUUAAUAGAGUAAUUGGAUCGGUUCAGCCACGGAUUGAUCAUCGUAAGGACAUGCCCUACACAAACGCAGUCAUCCAUGAGACACAGAGAUUUGCCAAUAUCUUACCUAUGAAUCUUCCCCGAGAAACUACAAGAGAUGUAACCUUUCAGGGUUACCAUCUACCAAAGGGAACGUACAUUGUUCCUCUUCUAGAAUCUGUAUUAUAUGAUAAAACUCAAUUUGAAAGACCAGAGUCGUUCUAUCCGGAACAUUUCCUUGAUUCACAGGGGGCAUUUGUGAAGAAGGAGGCUUUCAUGCCCUUUUCAGCAGGUCGGAGGACUUGCCCUGGAGAAACACUGGCAAAAAUGGAGCUGUUCCUUUUCUUCACUAGCUUAAUGCAGAAAUUUACAAUUCGUGCUGCACCUGGUUUGAUCAACUUUCAUGUCAAAUCAUCAGUUGGCCUUACAGUUACACCAUUAUCUCCAAAGAUCUGCUGUGUUCCACGGUCCUACUAAAAAAAAUAUUGUCACACUUCCUUCUAUUUCCUUCAUUUCCACUCUGUAGUGCUGUACAGUGCUACUCCUCCCUUACCAAUAUGCUCUAAGGGGCCCUUACCCAAAAGAGAACAUCAAUGUUGUUUAGGUCAGCUCUCAUGCACUGAUUAAUACAGCCUAGAGUUUCCAUAUACUGGCCUCCAUUUUUAUCUGAGAUAUAUACAGGCACACUGCAUAUUUUCAUUUUUUAGGAUUUAUAUAGUGCAAACAGUUUACACAGCGCUUUACAACAUAAGGGCAGACAGUACAA
This is a messenger RNA of Rana temporaria (common frog), 1857 nucleotides long. RefSeq names its product cytochrome P450 2K6-like. Gene Ontology annotation, molecular function: oxidoreductase activity, acting on paired donors, with incorporation or reduction of molecular oxygen, reduced flavin or flavoprotein as one donor, and incorporation of one atom of oxygen; heme binding; iron ion binding. The transcript has 9 exons. NCBI's taxonomy places the organism in Eukaryota, Metazoa, Chordata, Amphibia, Anura, Ranidae. Gene Ontology annotation, biological process: xenobiotic metabolic process. Gene Ontology annotation, cellular component: intracellular membrane-bounded organelle; cytoplasm. The coding region runs from base 72 to 1568 and encodes 498 amino acids. The record is from RefSeq and is a predicted model, not a curated record.